Molecule: messenger RNA, 1438 nt
Organism: Psylliodes chrysocephalus
Lineage: Eukaryota; Metazoa; Arthropoda; Insecta; Coleoptera; Chrysomelidae
Source: the annotation of a GenBank genome assembly
GUUUUUAGUAUCUUUCUAUUAUAAAGACAAUGUUUCAAGUCUUAAUGUUAUCCAGGAGAGCAAAUUUAGGAAUCGUUGCAAUUAUCGACCUCAUUUCAAUUUAUAAAUCCCAUCCGGUGGCUUGCUAACCACUUCCUGUGGCAUGCAGUUUCAUAACAUAAUCGAAAAUCAUUUAUUUCGCACAUCCAAAAAUUAAUAGGGGGGAUCCAGCCUGACGUAAGUAAAGUCAGCAGAAAGUUAUUUUAAUUUUAAUGUUUUAGUAGGUUCAAGCAACAAAUUAAAAAAUGCCCAAUAUCAUUAAUGAAAUUAAAUUAGAUUUCAAAGAUGUUCUACUUCGACCUAAGCGAUCUACGAUAAAAAGCAGAAACGAUGUAAAUCUGUAUAGGAAUAUUACAUUUAGGAAUUCUAAGCAAACCUAUAAUGGCAUACCUGUCAUGGCUUCCAAUAUGGACACGGUGGGGACUUUCAAUGUGGCAAAAGCACUAUCUAAGAACGGCUUAUUUACAUGCAUACACAAGUACUACACCGUAGAUGAAUGGCGAAAUUUCGCUUCAGAAAAUCCAGAUUGUCUACAAAACAUCGCCGCUAGUUCUGGAAUGUCAGAAGCCGAUUUUGUGAAGUUAUCUGAAAUCCUGAAUGCCAUUCCAGGAGUGACAUUUAUCUGCUUGGACGUCGCAAACGGAUAUUCCCAACAUUUUGUCGAUUACGUCAGGAAAGUCAGAGCUGCUUACCCUACGCACACAAUAAUCGCUGGUAAUGUAGUAACGGGAGAAAUGGUGGAGGAAUUAAUUUUAUCAGGAGCUGAUGUGAUAAAAGUGGGUAUAGGUCCGGGAUCCGUAUGUACUACUCGCAUGAAAACUGGUGUAGGUUAUCCGCAGCUGUCAGCUGUCAUUGAAUGCGCAGACGCCGCUCAUGGAUUGCAAGGUCACAUCAUUUCUGAUGGCGGUUGUACGUGUCCUGGUGACGUGGCCAAAGCCUUUGGAGCCGGUGCUGAUUUCGUAAUGGCGGGCGGCAUGUUCGCUGGUCACGAUGAAUGCGAUGGAGAGACCAUAGAAAAGAAUGGAAAAAAAUUCAAACUAUUUUACGGAAUGUCUUCGUCUACGGCCAUGCAAAAACAUGCAGGUGGCGUUGCCGAAUACAGAGCAUCCGAAGGUAAGACGGUCGAGGUGCCCUACAGGGGCGAAGUCCAAAAUACGGUCCAGGACAUUUUGGGCGGCCUCCGCAGCGCCUGCACUUAUACCGGCGCGCAAAAAUUGAAAGAAUUACCGCGCAGAGCCACCUUCGUUCGCUGCACGCAACAAUUGAAUACUAUUUAUAGUUAACUUUCUUGCCAGCACUCUAUUUCGAAUUAGAAUUCACGUUUAAAAAAUGUUGGUAGUCAUGGAGAUGGAGAAAUUUUAUUGUCAAUUUGUGGGCAUUUUUCUACAUCGUUGUUUUU